This is a messenger RNA of Salarias fasciatus (jewelled blenny), 1508 nucleotides long. It is a transcript of the gene arl14ep, whose product is annotated as ADP-ribosylation factor-like 14 effector protein. Lineage: Eukaryota; Metazoa; Chordata; Actinopteri; Blenniiformes; Blenniidae. Gene Ontology annotation, cellular component: intracellular membrane-bounded organelle. Bases 66 to 728 code for a protein of 220 amino acids. The transcript is spliced from 5 exons. The record is from RefSeq and is a predicted model, not a curated record.
ACCGGGAGCCACUGCUGCAGCGUUCAUGUGUGCGUUUACCUCCCUUAAACUGUUAGAAAGACAACAUGCCCGUUAUCUGUGCAGCAACCGGGUGCAACAACAAGUUCAUUAAAGGUUCGGAAAUACGAUUUUACAGGUUCCCUCUCAGCAAACCUCAACUCGCCAGCAAAUGGGUUCACAGCUUGGGGAUGAAGAACUUCAUCCCGACCUCCAACACAUGCCUCUGCUCGGAGCAUUUCAGGACCGACUGCUUCCGGGACUACAACGGCAAACAGUUCCUCAGAGAAGACGCCGUGCCCACAAUAUUCACACAGCUACAGGAUACAUCCAAGAUCGAGCUGCGUAAAAGAGGCGUCCCACCAAAAGAAACGCCUGCUGUAAACCAGGCGUCGGCCCAGGCAGAGAAAGAGCGAGCGAGAGAGGCCGCGGCGCGGAGAGAGAGGAGGGGAGGCAUCAGGGGCGGACGGGGCGGCCGCGGCGGGAAGUCGGGCUCUGACAGGCAGUCCAUCGGCGCCAAGAGCAAAGUGUACGACAACAAAGGCCGCCUGCUCUCCAACGGCAAGGACGUGUGCGACUGCCUGGACGGCGACUGCAUGGGCUGCUUCUACCCCUGCCCCGAGUGCGGCUCGCGCAAGUGCGGCGUGGAGUGCCGCUGCGACAGGAAGUGGCUGUACGAGCAGGUGGAGGUGGAGGGGGGCGAGAUCAUCCGCAACAAGUUCGCCGUCUAGUUGGUUUUUGGAUGCGGCGUCGGCCGCUUUCUGACGGGCGAAAUCUGUUUUCACUGCUGUCAGUUACAUUGAUGGACCAAUGAAGACUGUUUUUUUUGUUGUUGUUUUUUUUCUUUUUGGAGAGUCUGAGGUAAUGUUGGAUGAUAUUUAUCACCUUUUUUUAAUGCUUUUUUCUUAUUUUUGUGUCAACUCGUAUUAAACUUGCUUUGAAAUUGUGUUUUUAUUUGAAAUAUUGUCACUCUCCAUUGAAGUGAAAUUCUGUGGCUGAUGUAUCUCUUGACAUUUGUCAUGACGGGUAAUAUUCUCUAGAAAAAUACAUUUUUACUGCAUUAUUUGCAGAGACAGAUACAUUUUCAAAAAAUAAAAUGAGUUGAGAAGUUUUCGGUCAACUGCCGUGGGGUUUUGUAAAUGGAAGGAAUAUUGAUAUGUCCGUAUUCACACAUUUUUAUUGCUCUUCACACAGCAGAGGUACAAAGCGCUCCAAAUACAAAUGAUAAAUUUCUAUAUAUGAUUUAGUGACUCUGCCUUUCAAGCUGUAUCUUUUGUUCUCUAUAUAAUUUUACACAAUCUUUCAAGGAAUUUUACACAGCUGAUGUUAACAACUUAGCAUAAACCAAAGCAUAUAUUUGCUUAAUAAGACUGAAUUCAAAGAAGGUGGAGAGAUGACCAGUCCAUCAUGGAUAGAAACACAAUCACACAUACACAAUGUUUUAGAGUCAUUUUACCUCAAAUGCAUGUUUCUGGAUGGAAAUGUGAGAAACUGCAAUCAGAGAUCUGCUC